AUGAUGGAGAAAUUGUCCAUGGGGAUGGGAAAGCCAAUCCCACCAACGCUUCCCGACCAAGACAUAUAUACAGCCGAGUUCGAAGAAACAAAUGAUCCGCUGCAUCCCUACAACUGGAGCCGCGCCGCCAAACUCUUCGCCUCUAUCCUGGUCUGCCUCGGGACGUACAUCGUGUCCUUCGCCAGCGCCGUCUUCGCGCCCGCCACCCAGACGGCCAGCAACGACCUCGGCGUCUCGAGGGAGGUCGCGACCCUGGGGACGACCCUGUACGUGCUGGGCUUCGCGGCCGGGCCGGUGGUCUGGGCGCCCUCGUCGGAGCUCUGGGGCCGCAGGUGGCCGCUGACCAUCUCGAUGCUCGCCGGCGGCGUCUUCACCGUCGGGUCGGCCGUGGCGCGCGACAUCCAGACGCUGGCCGUGUGCCGCUUCUUCGCGGGCGCCUGCGGCGCGGGCCAGCUCACCGUCGUCCCGGGGGUGCUGGCCGACGUCUUCGACAACACCUACCGCGGCGUCGCCAUCUCGCUGUACGCCCUGUGCGUCUUUGGCGGGCCCUUCACGGCGCCCUUCGUCGGCGGCUUCGUCACGUCCAGCCACCUGGGCUGGCGGUGGACCCUCUACAUCCCCGCGAUAUUGAGUUUUGCCAAUGGGGGCAUCUCGCUCUUAUUCCUGCGGGAGACGUACGCGCCGUGCAUUCUUGUCGAGAAGGCCGCUGCGCUCCGCCGGCAGACUGGGAACUGGGGGAUCCAGGCCCAGCACGAGAGGGUUGACGCGGACGCGAGGGCGUUGGUCGAGAAGUAUUUUACUCGGCCGUUGGUCAUGCUGGUGACGGAGCCCGUCAUUCUUUUUGUGUCGAUGUACAUGUCGUUCAUCUACGGGCUCGUCUACUCUCUUCUCACUGCCUACCCCAUCGUCUUCGAGGAUGUCCAUGGCAUUGCCCCAGGAGUGAGCGGUCUUCCGUUCCUUGGCCUCCUUAUAGGACAAGUGCUAGCCCUCGCCUUCAUUCUUUCGAAACACUCGAACUACGUCAAGAAGCUGGCGGGGAACGGGAACGUGCCAGUUCCUGAGUGGCGCUUGACACCUAGUCUGAUAGGGGCGCCCAUAUUUGCGGCGGGUAUUUUCUGGUUCGGUUGGACUGGAUUCGACCCUGACAUUCAUUGGGCUGCGCCCACCCUCGCAGGCUUGUUCACUGGGUUUGGCAUUCUAUGUGUCUUCCUACCUUGCUUCAACUAUCUGGUCGACGCGUAUCUGCCCCUGGCCGCAUCAGCAGUUGCUGCCAACAUUAUGCUCCGCUCGGCGAUUGCAGCAGGGUUCCCGCUCUUUUCCAGGCAGAUGUUCAAGAACCUGGGUGUACAGUGGGCCUGUACUCUGCUCGGUUGCCUGGCGGUAGUCAUGAUCCCGAUCCCUUUUGCAUUCAGGAUUUAUGGCCCGCGGCUGAGGAUGAAAAGCAAGCUCCUCCAACAAGCAGCAGCGUAG
This is a messenger RNA of Diaporthe citri, 1470 nucleotides long. RefSeq lists its product as uncharacterized. The coding region runs from base 1 to 1470 and encodes 489 amino acids. The record is from RefSeq and is a predicted model, not a curated record. Gene Ontology annotation, molecular function: transmembrane transporter activity. Gene Ontology annotation, biological process: transmembrane transport. Lineage: Eukaryota; Fungi; Ascomycota; Sordariomycetes; Diaporthales; Diaporthaceae. The transcript has 4 exons.